Puntigrus tetrazona (Sumatra barb) is the source of this 1262-nucleotide messenger RNA. RefSeq lists its product as uncharacterized. The record is from RefSeq and is a predicted model, not a curated record. The transcript is spliced from 10 exons. NCBI's taxonomy places the organism in Eukaryota, Metazoa, Chordata, Actinopteri, Cypriniformes, Cyprinidae. Bases 78 to 920 code for a protein of 280 amino acids.
AAGUGAGGAUGUAAUGGUUUCAGGGGGAAGUCAUGAAGUUGAUGUGAUGUGGGAACAGUUACAGCAAACAAAGAGCCAUGAGCAUGUCCACCAGAGGAAUGCCAGCUCCGCUCUGCCAGGGCUUUCUGAAGAAAAGGAAAGACAAAAUGAGGCUUCGGUGGGUGACUUACUGGUUCAGACUUUACAAUACAACUCUCUUUUUUUACACUAAAAAACAUGGGAGUGCUUUAGACCUCAGGGGGCAGUAUUACAUCUAUGAGGUUCAGUCUGUGCGGGAGGUCAGCAGAUCAGAAAACAAUCGUUUUCUAUUUGAGAUCACAAUGAAAAAUGGGAAGAAGAAAAUGCUGGCAGCCGAUACAGCUGAUGUGAGGCAGGAGUGGAUGGACCAGCUGUGGAAAGCCAUGCUGCUCAAUGGCCCUGACAGAUCUGCAUCUAUCACCAAUGGGGAGCUGGUGCCAGAUAACAACCCUGAAGUUCAAUCUAGCCAGUGUGAAGAAUCAAAUACUGAGACCAGCAGCACCUCAGUGGACAGCAGAUGUCUCUCCAUUGAUCAAGAGUCCUUCCAGUCCUUCGCUGCUGCUGAAGAGAUCCAAGACGGUUUGCACACAGACAAUGAAAUUGAGCAAAAUACUGAGGAGUUUUUGCUGACGGAAUAUGACUACGAUGUUUUGCCAUCUCAAAAAGUUGCUGAAGAAGCCAUCUAUGAUAGUCCCCAUUCCAAAUGGCCAACCAAUGAGGGAGAGCAUGGAGUGACUGAUAGCAUCUAUGAUUUCCCAAACCCUGUGAUUAGGAAACUGACUGAGCAUAGAGUUGAAUCUCUCAGCAGCAGUGAGAGGCCUGAGAGUGGUGGUCUUCUGAGUGACAUGAUUGCCUGUUUGGACAGUGAAUCUGCUGCCUGGGUCAAACCUGCUCCUUUGUGAACCCUAGGGGUCACAGUGAGCGAGACUGAGAUGACAAUACGUUUUUGUUGUUGUAGUACAUUUUACAUUUCUUCAUUAUAAAUCCAUUUUUCUUCCAGAACGUGAAUGCUCUUUAAGAUCAGUGAUAAAAUGUUUAUUGUGGAUUUUUGUUCUUAUAAUUAUUUGUCUUAAUUCUAAAUAAUAUAUUUUAAUAAAGCUACUUAACUGUUUUAAUACAAUGCAUAAAACUUUAAGGCAAAUGAAAAAAAAAUUCAGUUACUUAAUCAAUGGAUAAUUGCUAAUUUUAUUGUUUAACAGGACUGUAUAGUAAUUAUUGUUUAAAAAUAAAAAUUUCCAAUGUAA